Molecule: messenger RNA, 2012 nt
Organism: Schistosoma spindalis
Lineage: Eukaryota; Metazoa; Platyhelminthes; Trematoda; Strigeidida; Schistosomatidae
Source: the annotation of a GenBank genome assembly
CUCAAUUUGUGGGCAGUUGCAUCUAGAGUUGUACAGUUAACGCGUAAAUAAACAAUCUCGUCAGUUUACUGUAAUAAUGUCGUCUAAAGCAAAAGUAGUCUUAGAGACUUUGGUUAUUGCUUUAAUCUAUUUCAGUGUAGUAGACUGUGACACAUGUCCAGCAGACAGCUUUGCAAACUCUUUGGCGGCUGACCAGUCUAGUUGUUCAAAAAAGUGGUUGCCGGUCAAGCAGCUUCAUUGGACGAAGAAAAAAAGAAUACUGGUAACCGGUGGUGCCGGUUUUGUUGGCUCUCAUUUAGUUGAUAAAUUAAUGCAAGAUGGUCAUGAGGUUAUAGCUUUAGACAAUUUUUUCACAGGAAAACGACAUAAUAUCGAACAUUGGAUUGGGCAUAGUAAUUUUGAACUUCUACAUCAUGAUGUUACCAAUCCUAUACAUGUGGAAGUGGAUGAAAUUUACCACUUAGCUUCACCAGCAUCACCUCAACAUUAUAUGCAUAAUCCUAUACGUACUAUUAAGGCAAACACAUUGGGUACUUUAAAUAUGUUAGGAUUAGCUCGUCGUACAAAUGCCAAAUUUUUAUUCGCUUCUACUUCAGAAAUUUAUGGCGAUCCUGAAGUUCAUCCUCAACCUGAAUCUUAUUGGGGUAAUGUAAAUCCAGUUGGACCAAGAGCUUGUUAUGAUGAAAGUAAACGACUUGGUGAAACAAUGACUUAUGCUUAUUUUAGACAUCUUAAUCUUCCUGUUAGAGUUGCCCGUAUAUUCAAUACAUAUGGACCAAGAAUGCAAGUUAAUGAUGGUCGAGUGGUAACUAAUUUCAUUGCACAAGCUUUAAACAAUGAAUCGAUUACGGUAUAUGGAUUAGGAGAACAAACUAGAUCUUUUCAGUAUAUCAGCGAUCUUGUAAAUGGUCUUGUAGCUUUAAUGGAAUCCAAUUAUACAAUGCCUGUUAAUUUGGGAAAUCCUGUCGAGUUUACAGUGAACGAAUUAGCAAUCAUGGUCAAGAAUUUUACAGACAGCAAAAGUGAUAUAAUUUAUCAACCAUUACCAAUUGAUGAUCCUCAACGAAGAAAACCUGAUAUUAGUACAGCUAUACAACAAUUGAAUUGGAAACCAACCGUAACUUUACAAGAAGGAUUAAGUAAAACUAUAAUUUAUUUUAAAGAUAUUUUAAAACCAUCAACUGAAUGUGAUAUGCAUUAGAAGGAUAACUUCAAGGAUCAAGAUUUACAUCAUGUCAUUAUACUCUACACCAUUAUGAAUGUUGAUUUCUUUUCAAAUUAAAAUUUAGUUUAUUAUGUAUCUUGAUGUAAAGUGUCUCGUUUUUUUUUUUUUUCUUUUGUAUAUUAAUUGAUAAAAAUAUAAAUAUUCUGACUGGAUGGUAUUUGUUUUAUGCGUACAUGUUCUCGAUCUACAGAAUAUGUGAAGCUUUAGUGAAGAUGACUUAGUUAUCAAGUAUGAAUAGAAUUAUUAUAGCACAUCUACUAUAAUUAAGUCUUUUUAUCGGUAAUUUUGUCAAACCCUUCAAUUAAAAGACGGUGUUAUUCGGACAGUAACAAUUUGUCUGAAUUUGUGUGAUUAUUAUUAUGUCUGUAUAAACAUGUAUACUUGAUCAUAUGUGACAGCUAACGCAGAUAUCCCUCUCUCUCUAGCUUAAAUGUUAGUUGCUUAAACAUCACUUGAUGAAUUAUUCGCUUUCCAAUGUAUAUAUACUUGAAUCCUAUUAAUUGAUUCGACUCUGAAUUCAGGUCUAUGUUCGCUUGCUCGCGCGUAUUGGUUUUUCUACUUAAAUUCACUUAGUGUUUUUGUAGCUUUGUGAUCUGCACUAUCCAAUAAUAAACUGUAGUCUGCGCUUCAUGUUGCCUUCUGAAUCCAUACACCGUUGGGAUUUACUUGAUAACAGUUAUUAAGGUGAUUAAUAUACGAAACCUAAGAAACUAUCUUGAAGCCAAGUCAUUACACUUUUAGUUUGAGCGUAUCGAGUAAUCUGUAAGUUUGAUAAAACUUGAAAAAG